Molecule: messenger RNA, 2409 nt
Organism: Anneissia japonica
Lineage: Eukaryota; Metazoa; Echinodermata; Crinoidea; Comatulida; Comatulidae
Product: trichohyalin-like
Exons: 9
Coding region: 668-2260 (530 amino acids)
Source: RefSeq, a predicted model, not a curated record
AUUACAAAAUUGGAAUGGUGUUUCUUACUGUAUGUUAUGCAGUCUUGCCUAAGUGAUUUGUUACAACUUUGUUAUUAUUUAGGCCUUUUUUGGUUAGUUCUGACUAUUAAUAUAAACAUAUGAAGCUACAUUGAUACUCUCAAUAAAAACCCUCAAUUAAACAUACACUCAUAGAAUUUCUACAGUACAUUUAUUCAUAUUGAUUGCAUAUAACAAGAGUAGUUGGUUGUAACACAAUAACAAUUACAUAUCAAUUAAUGUAAUAUGCCACCACCCAAAUUAAUUCCAUAUCCUACACCUACUUAAUACCAUGAUCACUCAAGCAUAUCAAGAUACAAAGGUCACAUGCUAGAAGUUUAGAUAACACCAUAGCAACUAGAAUGGUCAAUCCAGAUUUCAAUGGGUUUGCACUUAGCAUGUGAAUAACACAUUGAGCUAGGGAUCAAUAAGAGGAAUACUAUACAUUUACUUUGUUGGAUGCCAAGUUCUGCUUUGUCUUUUCUCAAAAUGCAGUUUAAAAUAUGUAAAUUGUUCUAUUUGUUGGUAAUUCAAUGUCUUUGAGUUUUGGUCUGCCUAAGUUUAACUCUAAGGAAUUGAUAUUAUGGAACCUUUGCUCUUUCAUUGGAUUUAUAAUAUGAUUUUGGAGGUUUUGGUGUGAUAUUUUAAAAUGUCCGAGAAAGUGGAACCAAGUGACAAGACACCUGUGAAAGGCAAAUUGAACGACAGCGUUAUUGCCAAUGAAAAUAAUCAAGAACAAAUUGAUAAUGGUUCGUCUCAUAAGUUGAAAAUGAGAAAGAAAAAGAAGGAAAAGAUUCAAAAUAAUGUAAUUGACAGCAAUGAAGAUAGGACUAAACUAGAAUCAAAUACCGGUACCGAUAAUGGUCACACUAGUGAAGGUACAGAUACCAGAACCGGUAGUAAUCACCCCGGUACGGAUGUUGACACAGGUUGCAGCAAUGGCCACCCUGACCAAGCUGCAGCAAAUACUGGAAUUGACAAAAAUGCAAAUUUAGAAACUGAAAUUAAAAAAUCGGAAGAACUUAAAUUCCGUAGAGGACAUAAACAUCAAGCACAGUACAAAUCUAAUAAAAGUCAAGAACAACAGCUUGAUGACCGACCGAAUGGCUCUGAUGCUUCUCACAUGACCUCAAACGAUAAUAACUUGGAUAAAAGUCAGAGGAACGUUGAAAAGUGGGAGAAGAAAAUGGUUAAAAAAAAGCAGGAAUAUCAAGAUGAGAAAAAUAAUUUGGAACAAAAAUUACAAGAAACAAAAACAAAAUUUGAAGAAGAGCUAUCCCCAAAACGACAGAUAAAUAAAUAUGAAACCGAUUUGAGUGCUAAACGGCAAGAGUACAUGAACCAACUCACCGACCUGCAAUUUGAUGAACAAAUGCAAAGUAUCACCAAGCGAAUGGAGGAUUUAAAAGAGCUGGAGGAUGAGCUGGACAGACGCUUCAAACAGUGCGUCGACUUUGAGAUGGAGGUGAGAAAACCAAUGAUUGAACAGGCUGAGAAAUAUCUAGAUAGAAGAGGUGAGAUUUGUAAGAGCAGAGAAGAAGAACUCAAGAAUUUAGAUGAGGAGCUGGAAAAUCUUCAUCAAGAGCUUGAGUUAGACAAAGAGACAUUAGAGAUGUCCGGAGUCAAUGUCAGUGAAGUACUAGGGAGCAAACGAGGAACAAGGUUCAAAAAAUUGUCAGUUUUGCGUAGGCAAUCUCUUGAAGAGGAUUACAUCAUAAAAGCAAACUUGAGAAGGACGCAGGGAGACCUCAAAUCAACGAAGCAAAAUCUGGAUUUAACCACAGAAAAGUUGGAUAAUCUUACUGAAGAGUUAAAUUUUCUACAGUCUGAGAAAAGAAAAUCUGAUCAAAAAAUCAAACAUCUUGAAACCCAACUAGCCGUUGCACUUGGUCAGCUAACCCAACGGAACCCAACACAACCUAAAGACCAAGACCGAUACAAGUCAGUCCACAAACACAUCACGUUGAACCGCUUGAAUGACGACGGAUUACUGAGCAUCAAUCAACAAGCUCAGUUGCGAAGGAAAAGUAUCGAUAGGUCAUCGUCCUCCGACGGUGGCAGAGGAUCUCGGAGUGGAACUGCUCAUAAUAUCUCCAGACUGGGCAGUGGGUUGGAGCCAAGUACUUCAAACAGCAGGGGGUCAUCUGAAGGCUCUAGUAGUGUGAUUGGUGAUCAGAACGUUGGCAGCACAGUCAGUGAGACUGGGUCAAUUAGUAAAAGUACCACAUGCAAUGUCAUGUGACAUUCGAGGGGUGUACAUUGGGGGUGUGAGUAUAAAAAUAUAUUUAUGUUUAUUUUAUUUAGGAUUAUCACUACAUAUUUUGGUACCUGUGAAUAUUGGCAGCAUUAUACCGAGCUACAACUUUUAUAAAAAAUAGCUAAGGUAUUUGC